Paramecium pentaurelia is the source of this 849-nucleotide messenger RNA. NCBI's taxonomy places the organism in Eukaryota, Ciliophora, Oligohymenophorea, Peniculida, Parameciidae. The record is from the annotation of a GenBank genome assembly.
AAUGUCUGAGAAUAUCUAAAAUAGAGUGUCAUCAAUCUUUGAAAAAUUAAAUAACAUAUCAACUAGUGUUUAGGAUGAGUAAUUAUUAAAUUAAUGUUUUAGAAAGAACAAUCGUUUUCAUGCAAUAAGUUAAUUGAUCAUGGCAUUUGAAGCAUAAUUGCAACAUUAAUCUGAUUAAAAAGAAGAGAAGUUCACUUAUAUUGCUGCCAAAGUCAGACAGAUAACAGAAUUUUUAGAAUAAGAAUAAGAGAAGUAUUUUGAAUAAUAAUACAUUAAGUCGCGAAAGAUAAGAAACAGAAACAUUCAAAUUGAUUACAGACUUGGAAAGACAUGCAAGAAGAUUGAUUGAAUAAAACUCUAAAGAGAGAGUAGAAUAAGAAAAAAAGAUUGUGUAUUCAAUUGGAUAAUAAAUUGAGUCCUUAUAAUAAGAUGUUAUUAAGGAAGGAUUAGUAAUAAAUGUAUUAAUUUAGGCAUAAUCAACAUCUCAUGAAUAUAUUGAUUCAUAUUUAAAUGAAGAUUUACCAAAAAUAGCAGAUGAAUUGUAAAAUGAGAUUACAGAAAGAAAAGAUGUAGAGGAAAAGAUAUAUCAUUAAUUUGUUGAAUAAUUGAAUGAUUUAAGAUAAUUAUUUGAAAAGUAAUUAUAAUAAAUAUAUUAUUUAUAGAGAAAAAAAAGAAAGAGAAAUAAAAGAGGAAGAAAUAGUAGAAAGUUUAAGAGAGAUCUCAAAUAGAAUCUAAGAAUAAUUAAAAAAGACAAGAGGAGAAAGGGAAAAGACAGAAGAAACAUUAGUGACAUUAGUUGAAAAAGUUAUUGAAAAACUAAAAAGAGAAAUGUUAGAAAUGAAUUUAUGA